Molecule: messenger RNA, 1581 nt
Organism: Daphnia magna
Lineage: Eukaryota; Metazoa; Arthropoda; Branchiopoda; Diplostraca; Daphniidae
Product: DNA-directed RNA polymerase II subunit RPB1
Exons: 3
Coding region: 141-1370 (409 amino acids)
Source: RefSeq, a predicted model, not a curated record
UAAAAAUCGACCUUGAAUGAUUCAUGGGGGGUAAAACUUUCACCGACUGUUGGAUUCGAUAGCUCACAUUGUCCCGGUUGACGUUCCCACCAGACGAACGCCAGCUUUCAACCUGUUCUAACUUCAGAAUUUUGGACGCCAUGAGCAACUUUUCAAUCGUACUGAUACUAUGGCUAUCUGCAGCGUAUGGAGCUGACUCGUUCGCCAUCCGUUCCAAACGGGCUGAAGAAUCCUCGUCAAAUGCUACUACAAGACAGUUUGGAGCGUACGGUUUCUCGGCUCCAUACUCACCGCCAUACGGUGGAUUCCAACCUGGCGGUUAUGAUUCUUAUCAACCGUACCCGUCUUACGGUGGACAUCAACCAACGUUUUCAGCCUUAGGGCCUUAUCAAGGUGGGCCGUCACCUCUGUAUCAACAACAAGGAUAUGGCGUCGGGAGUUAUCCAGGAGCCAGUCCCUACGGACAAUAUCCGUCCAACGGAAUAUACGGCGGCUCUGCUCAGAGUUCUUACUACCCAUCUAAUCCAACACAUUCCUCUUUCCCGACCAAUUCUUUUAAUCCAUCUUACGGAACUUAUCCCCCUAAUAACGCGUACGCUAACUACAAUCCACCGAUUCAAGGUGGAUCCUACAAUCCAUCAAUUCAAGGUGGAUCCUACAAUCCAUCAAUUCAAGGUGGAUCCUACAACCCACCAAUUCAAGGUGGAUCCUACAAUCCACCAAUUCAAGGUGGAUCAUACAAUCAACCAAUUCAAGGUGGAUCCUACAAUCCUACGAUUUCCGCCAUAACGGCUCAGAGUCCUUACCGUCCGUCCAGUCUUAUUCCUGACCCGUUUGGCUCGGUGGCUCCCGUCAUUGGGAAUCCUUCGUACAGUCCAGUUUCCAGCGGAGGAUCGUCUUAUAAUCCCAGUACAGGAUCUUCCUUUAAUCCUAGUGCAGGAUCGUCCUUUAAUCCCAGCCCGGUAGCAGCUCAGCAAAGUCCCUACAAACCAAUCACGAUAAUUGAAAGUCCAUCGUACAACCCUAGUUAUCAGGGAUCUAGUUCGUACAAACCUAGCAGCUCUGUGGGGUCUCAGGAAGGUUAUGAUUCCGUCGUUGUCAAUGCCCAAGGAUACGACCAGUCAUCAUCCUACAAACCGUCUUCGGGCAGUUACAAACCUCCGGUGUAUUCUUCGACAUAUAACAAACCACAGACUUCAAAUUAUCAGCCGUCAUCGAGUUAUUCCGGUCAAAACUCGUAUCGCCCAAUUACUGUCCAAGGCUCGAUUCAAGAAAUUCCAAACAGUCCUACCUACUAUCCAUCCAGUUCACAAAACAAGCCUAGUUUUUAUUCGGCAUCUUCGGAUAAGGUGUCGUUUCCGCAGGAUUAGUACAUGAUAUUUAACAAAAAUACGUCAAAAUUAUUUAAUUUGUACAAUUAAAUAUUUCUUUAACCUAUGUAAUUAUGUGAUGUUCGAUUCCAAUAUUAACUCGUAUUAACUGUACUGUAUUUGUGCCUCCUUUGUUACCCUAUAGCUGUCUUUUUAGGAGUCAUCUCUUUAAUUCCAAAAUGAAGCAAUAAUAUAAAAGACAUUAAUGAUA